CAAAUGAAAAAUAUCAGUGUACGCCAUGUAUUUUAGUGAUUACUUUGUUAUUAAUAAAUAUUAUCACAAUUAACUAUCAAAUAAUAUCGAUUGUUAGUUAAUUUAUAUAAAUAAAACAAGUGUUAUUUAACAAUAAAUAACAAUAAAAAUAUAAAGUUAAUUUUUCAAUUACCUUUGAUUCACAUAAAUACGCAGCUGCAACAUGGCCGAACAAAGCAAAAUCGCGAGAUAGUUGUGAGUGUUACGCAUUGCAGCCUAAGUACUUUUAUCACCAAGUAUUACGAUUAAAGCUGCUUACUAAAAAAUAAAAAGUUCAAAAGGCCCAUCUGACUUGAAGAAGCAAAUAAUCCUUGAUUAUCAUCAUGUUUUUAUUUUUCGCUAUGCUUGAUACAAAAUUAACGGGCUAUCAAAAAGAGUAGGAUCAUCAUUAAUUGUAUUGAGUAAUCGGAGCAAUGAUGUUAGAGUACGACUGAUUUGUCAUAAACAUCGUCAAGUACUUCCUCGAUGACUGGUUUAGAUUAUAGAAUAGUAUUUCUUUCAAUCGAGAUGAUCUUGACGAUGUAUGAAUUAUUUAAAAUAUGAUGAUGAUAUGAAUUAUAAAUAUUGCUAAAUGCAUACUAUGGAUAUCGAGGUGGAGACGAGUAAAGCCGAUGGGAUUAGUGAAACAAAUCCCGGUUGCUCCGGGUAUUCUGGAAUGGUUCAUAGUAAAAAAGUUAUUAAACAUGCCUUGCGUCAGCAAGCAAAGAGGCGACGAAAAAAUACAACAAUUGCAUCUGGUAAUUCACGAACACUUCCUCGUAUUGUUGUUAAACCUCUUGCACCUCCACCGGCUCCGUCGCCACCUCCACCGUCUAAUGAUCCACCACCUCCAAUGCCCAAUAUGCAACAUUCUACGAUGGUGGAAGAGCCAGCUGCAACAAUGAGAGAAGUCUUAGCAAGUUUACCAGGAUUCAGUUUGAAAUCUAGCAGAAGACGUUCCACAAAAAGACUUUCAGCGGCCGCUCAGUUGGAAGCUGGUUUAGUAGAUCUUGAAUCUCCGGCUAGUAUCCUCGCGAAUACAAGUCUUCGGGCAUUGUUAAAUAGGCAUACCUUCCAAGGACUUCCUCCUUUAUAUCAGAGGAAGCUCGCUCAAUUAUUGCCUGCUGUCGAUAGACAAGAUGCUGCUACUUCUGGAUUAAAUAACGAAUUUUUUGCUCGCGCUUGUCUAGAAUGGCGAAAACGGCUAGCUGAAGGUGAAUUCACACCCGAGAACCAGCAGAGACUGAAGAUGGAGGCAGAGAAGGAUAAAAAUAAACUUGAUCCUUGGAAACUAAAACACUUUGAGCCUAUUUGGGGUGAAAAGCGAGAACCUAAAUUCAGACUUGGUUUGCAUUGUAUGAAUGAACCAAGAACUGGUGGAGCAGUUACAAGGUCAAGUUUACGUCUUAGAUUAGAAUCUACUCAUGAGCAAUAUACACCUGAAUUAUAUCAACGACCUGUUAUAACCACCGAUAAAAUUGAAGAGACUGAUGUUCCGACGAGAAUAAAUCCACCGGUCCCUGAGACAUCAAGUAUUAUUUCUGAUACAUCACACGAUCCUUUGAUAAAAGAUAUUACGACGUCUGAAGUAGAAAAUAGACUAGAGCAACCAUCUAGUAAUAAUAUUGUAGAAACAGUGAUAACUAAUGGAAUAAUUGAGAAAGAGAGUAAUGAAGAAGAAGAAGAAUGUCAUAAAGAAGAAUUGGAGAAAGCUGAAAGUCCUGUAGAAACUGAAACCCCAAUGGAAAUUAAUCAAACAAAUAUUUCUGAGGUACUCGAAGUAGAAAUUCAACCUGAUGAAGAAUCGAAAGAACCGGAAGUAAUAGCAUCACCAAGUACUGAGGAAAAAAUUCAUUUAGAAGAACAAAUAAUUGAAGUACUAGCACCAGUUGUCGAAGAAAUAACAACAGUAGUUACGAGUGUUACACCAACAAUGAUUGUAACAACAUCUGAUUUAGAACAUUCUCAAGAAUUUACUGUUAGCGAACAAAUUGAAUGUCAAUCUCAAGAUGACUGUGACACAAUAACUGAACUUACAAUGAGUUUAUCUGAAGUAUCAGAGAUCCAAGUACUCCAGGAUACUGAUGAUCAUUUUGAUGCACAAUUUGAUUCUUCGAGAACUGAUAGUGAUAAAAUGUUUGAGAUAUCUGAAUGUGAAAAUGCUGCUGCAGUUGAGAGUAUAUCCGCUCAUGAUUCUGUUAAAUCUGAUAGUAUUAUUCUUGAAGAACACGAUGUUAUUAAUGUUCAGAUUAAUGCUGACGCUAUUAGCGCCACUUCAGCAGACUCAGAGCCUAUUCCUGAUGCUAUGGAAAUUGAUAGUGAAACACUUCAACGUAUUCACGAACUUGAGGUACGAGGAGAAAUGAGAGAAGCUUAUGAAGAGAUUUCAGGUUGUACGGAAGAAAUAAUUUAUCCGAUAUUGGAAGGCAUGGAAAUGGGUUCAAGUGGGUCGGAAGAAACUGACACUCAAGAAGUAACAGAAACAACAGAAGAUAUUAGAGAACAGUCUGAUAUUGUAGAAAUUAAUGAAGAUGAAGAACUUCGUGAUGCUAAUAAUUAUGUAUGUUCAGAAAUGUUAGAAUGUAGCUGGCCUGUAGAUGCGACAGUAACCAAUAAUAAUACAACUAUUGAUGAUAAUUCAUCUCAAGAAGAUCUACAGGUACCCUGGCCUUUGGUCGCAGCUGCGUUGGAUGGCUCUGUUGCCGCAAACAUCACAGUAACAACACAAGAUGAGUGCAAUGAUACUUCGACAACAACGGACUCAACGACAUCAAAUCAACAAGCUCAAGUUCAACAACAACAGCAAUCACCAUUUGUUAAUGAGACGUCCACUGAGUCUGUAAACUGUAUAGCGUUACCGGUUGUCCAGAGUACACCCUUCCAAUCAGAUGGUAUGACAAUAAGUACUCCAGCAACAAGUUGUCUCUUAAAAAAUGUUCAAACAUCACAAAGCCCACCCAUUAUUACUUUUCCAACUCUACAACCGAUACGAUUUGUUCCAACGCGUUUACACACAAGUCACACCACUACUCCAACAACAGCAUUAACAAGUACAUUGCCAACACGCAUCUCAACUCAACAACAUAAUCAGACAACGCAUCAGGUUAAUGUUGCUCGCUCGACUGAAGAAAUUGUCCAAUUGGCUCAGAGUAAUAUGACUCGUGUUAAUACUCCGAAUAAUAUCAGUAUCAGAAGUAAUUCACUUCAACCCCAUCAGCAUGUUCAAGCAACAGUUGGAGUAACGACUGCGGGACAUCCACAAAGUGCAAUAGUUGUCCAACAUCAAACACCUAUUCCGGUAACUCAAUCUCGGCCAAUUGUUGCAAACAUGCAACCGCAGCAAUUUGUAAAUACAAAUGUCACUGCUAGAUCGGCACGUUCCUCGGGCCCUGGAAGUUAUCGUGGAUCAAGGAAUGGCAAUAAAGAACAAAGCAGUGGUAGAUCGAGAAGCUCAACUAAAGAACCACCUGGAGCUGUUAAUUUAGAACGAAGUUAUCAAAUUUGUCAAGCGGUUAUCCAAAGUUCACCGAAUAGAGAUCAAUUGAAAGCUCAUUUGAAGCCACCACCCAGUCUUCUUGCCCGUGGAGAUGGUGCAUUUACAACAAGUAAAUCUGGUGGUCGUACAAUUACGACAGUUAAAACACAAAAGCCACAUCAGACAUCACAUCAACAUCAAAAAAAUAAUCAAAAUAAAACUCAAGCAGUAAUGCUGAGACAAGUUUUUGCUACAGCACGUCAACCAUCGGCCGUUGAGGUGACAGAGAAUAGCAAUACUUCAGUUGCACAGCUUGGUACUAAUGGGGCGGGUAAUUUUGGCCAAUACAUUUUGGUACAAAGAACCGGAGUAAGCGAUGGGGCACCACGUGCAUCGUCAGCUCCACCAUUGCCACCUCAAAUAGCAGGAAUCGGUGUUGGAGUACAUCUAGUACGAGGACGACCUGCAAGUGCUGGGGAAGGAUCACAUCAGGCUGUUACACUAAAAGCAAGAGGGACAUCUGACGGUCGAGGUAGUGGAGGCGCUGAACCUGGUGCACCAGGUGUUAUAAUGGGUGGUGAUCCUCCACCUCCUUGUGAGUGUAGUAUCCGCGGUGCCAUGGUUAUUUGUCGUCAGUGCGGGGCAUUUUGUCAUGACGAUUGUAUCGGACCUCAACGUAUUUGCGCGACUUGUCUUAUACGCUGACGUUAAAAAAAAUUGCAAGUAAAGAUGAACUUGAUACUUGUUAGAAAAAAAAAAAAAAAAAAAAAAAACUUAAAAUCAUGUGAAGUCAUGAGAUUUCGUGUUAUAUCCAUGACGUGAUACUAAAAGUCUUUAUUUACGAUAUAAAGCGAGAAUGAAAAAACUUGAAAGAAUGGAGUUUAAAAAUAAGCUCAUGUAUCGUCGCAUUUGCUAUUAAGUUAUUUUUCUUACUCAUCAAAAGUCUUAUCUAUAUUUUUUUUAAUAAUUCGUAUAGUGUACUUGUUUCGUCAAUCUUGCUAUAAAAAAAAAAAAUAAGAAACGCGGCAUCUUCCUUUUGCAUGAAUUAUUAUUAUAUAUUUAAAAAAAAACAAGUGUAGGUUUAAUAUUGUCUUUAAUUUUUGAAAUUGUAUAAAAAGAAACCGCUCAUUUUUCUAAUUAUCAGCAAAAUAACACUUGAUCUAGUGUUUGUCUAUGAAUUAAAGCAUUAAAUGAAUUAUUGGUAUAAGAAAAUAUAAAUUUUGAUGUACAUCAUUUGUUUAUACAGUAUGAACGUCCACGAUAAAGCUUGCUUUUGAUCUAUACUGUUUAAUAAAUGGCCGAGUUUAAGAUACAGGUAUAUAAAUAAUAAAAAAAUUAAUAAAUUAUCUGUUUUCUUCUUACACGCUUAAGGCGCGUGAAAGCUCAACAUUUAAAAAAAAAGAAAAAUAAAAGAAAUAAAAAAAAUAAUUAAUAAAAACAACUAACAAAAAUGUUCUCAUCACAAAAUAAUGAAAUUCAAUAGCGAGAUUUGAAGGCACAGUGUAAAUAAUUCUCAUCUCGUUUUUUGAUAUUUCAUUCGUUUAAAAAAAUCUAUGCAAGAUUGUUCAUGGAAAUAAUUUUUAACAAAAAUUACGCAAGCAUACACAUACAGCAAAAAACGGUGAAUAGUACAACACAAAAUGUAUGCAUAGAAAUCAACAAAUUAAAUACUUAGAUAAAACAGAUUUUAGUGUUUUAAUCUUAUUGAAUAUAAUUAAUGUAGUCUAUACAUUUUUUUAUUUUAUUUUCAUUUUUUAUUUUUUUUUAUUGUUUAUGAUAUUUAUAUUUUUUGUUAUUAUAAUACUUUUGUUAUUGUAUUAUUAAGGAGAAUUAUUUAGCUGGA
This is a messenger RNA of Microplitis demolitor, 5336 nucleotides long. It is a transcript of the gene Asx, whose product is annotated as polycomb protein Asx. Gene Ontology annotation, cellular component: PR-DUB complex. Gene Ontology annotation, biological process: animal organ morphogenesis; positive regulation of transcription by RNA polymerase II. The transcript has 8 exons. The coding region runs from base 611 to 4198 and encodes 1195 amino acids. Gene Ontology annotation, molecular function: chromatin binding; DNA binding. NCBI's taxonomy places the organism in Eukaryota, Metazoa, Arthropoda, Insecta, Hymenoptera, Braconidae. The record is from RefSeq and is a predicted model, not a curated record.